Messenger RNA from Platichthys flesus (European flounder), 1252 nucleotides. RefSeq names its product Fc receptor-like protein 4. Lineage: Eukaryota; Metazoa; Chordata; Actinopteri; Pleuronectiformes; Pleuronectidae. The transcript is spliced from 5 exons. The record is from RefSeq and is a predicted model, not a curated record. Gene Ontology annotation, molecular function: transmembrane signaling receptor activity. Gene Ontology annotation, biological process: cell surface receptor signaling pathway. Bases 17 to 916 code for a protein of 299 amino acids.
CCCCACGCUGCGCUGCAUGUCGAUGGCCCGGCCCCCCGAGCAGCCGCCUGUCAGACAGGACACCAGUGAGGACACCAGUGAGGACACCAGUGAGGACACCAGUUCUCUGUGGGACAUGAAGCAGGACACGCUGCUCGCUCGGACGCUGUUCUUCCUGUCCUGUCUGUCCCCCUCUGCAGGUGUCCUGUCCCCGGCCUGUCUCCAGCUCCGCCCGGACACUUCCCAGUUCUUCAUGUACGACCGCGUGUCCCUGAGCUGUGAGGAUCCGACCAACUCCAGCAGGUGGACGGUGAGGAGGAGAACCUCGGAGGGGGGGGUGAGGCCCUGCUCCUCCGGGUGGGGCUCCUCCGGGGGGGGCUCCACCUGCAGCAUCGGGAACCUCUACCCGUCCGACAGCGGCCUCUACUGGUGCGAGUCUGCAGGCGGCGCGCGGAGCAGCAGCGUCAACAUCACCGUCACUGACCGCUCUGUGAUUCUUGAGAGUCCCACGCUCCCGGUGUCGGAGGGAGUGUCUCUGUCUCUCCGCUGCAGAGACAGAGACACGCUGUCCCACGUCCACGUCUCCAACUUCUUCAAAGACGACGUCCUCAUCGGCAGCAGCUCCUCAGGGGAGAUGAGCAUCCACAGUGUUUCUAGAUCUGAUGAAGGACUCUACAAGUGCAGCCUCUCUGGAGGAGACGAGUCCUUGUCCAGCUGGGUGUCCGUCCACGCUUCACGUCCAGCUUCGUCCUCAUGUCCGCCUGCAGCUUUCAAUCCAGCGUCUGUCCUCAGGCUGAUGUCUCACCUGCUGGUGGGAACACCUUACCUGCUGGCCACCAUCUUACUGGGAAUCAUACACAGAGACAGGAGGAGAGCAGCUCGGACACCUGCAGAGAGGAGAAGCAGCAAUGAUGUCAUCAUGGACGUCCUGGCGUAGCCUGGAAACCAGUGUAGCUACCAGUGUGUGUAGCUGCAGGGGGAUGUUUGUGUUACGUGUCAGCAGAUUGUGGGUCAGUGGUCAGAUCUGAUUAAAAGUAGGUGAGUGUCGUUUCUCCGAAGCUAAGAGAGGAUGUUGUUUGAUCUGAAAUCCCACAAAUAGGCCAACAGUCAAAAUAAAACCACCCUGAAUUGAACAGAUGUAAAACGUGUGACCACACUGGAGACAGACGUGCUGUGGCUUCACUGACCUGAGUGCUGUGUUCUGUAUCCUGGUUGGAAACUGCUGCCGACCGAGGUCUGUGCUCUGCAGCUGAAAUAAACCAAAGUGAACUGA